This is a messenger RNA of Tripterygium wilfordii, 1530 nucleotides long. RefSeq names its product probable terpene synthase 6. Gene Ontology annotation, molecular function: terpene synthase activity; magnesium ion binding. The record is from RefSeq and is a predicted model, not a curated record. The transcript is spliced from 7 exons. Gene Ontology annotation, biological process: diterpenoid biosynthetic process. Lineage: Eukaryota; Viridiplantae; Streptophyta; Magnoliopsida; Celastrales; Celastraceae. The coding region runs from base 1 to 1530 and encodes 509 amino acids.
AUGGCAAUGGCAUCAAAAUCCCAGCCGGCGGAUGCCUUGCGCCCCUUGGUUAAUUUCCCCUGGUCGCCAUGGAGUGCUGAAUAUUUGGCCUCCUUGUGCCCAAGCGAUUCAGAACUCGGAUUCUACACAAAACGAGUAGAUGAGCUAAAAUCACGAGUUAAAGCUAUGCUAAUGGAUUCCACAUAUGAUGCAGUGGAGAAAGUAAAAUUGAUUGACUUGCUAUGUCGCCUUGGCGUAUCGUAUCACUUUGAAAAUGAGAUUGAAGAUCAACUUGCUCAAAUUUUCAAUUCAAAAGCCAUUGAUGUUCGUGAACAACAUGACUACGACCUGUACACCAUCACACUUCUUUUCCGGGUGUUCAGACAACAUGGUUACAAAAUAUCUUGUGAGGUGUUCAACAAAUUCAAGGGCGAUGACGGUGAGCUAGAGAGGACGUUAUCUAGCGAUGUCAAAGGCAUGCUAAGCCUGUACGAAGCUGCUCAUUUAAGAGUGCAUGGAGAAGAUAUAUUAGAUGAAGCCCUUGAUUACAAAAUCACCAAUCUCGAUUUUAUGAAAAGCCAAGUAGGCCUCAUCUGGUUAGAGUCGAUGAAAUACAUUUCUUUCUACGAAGAAGAGGAAUCUCAUAAUGAAAUGCUGAUCAAGCUUGCGAAAUUGGAUUUUAAUCACGUGCAAUUGUUGCACCAACAAGAGCUUGUUGAGGUUGCAAGGUGGUACAAGGAUGCGCAAAUUGAGUAUGAAUAUUCUUACGCAAGACAAAGAAUUGCCGAAUGCUACUUGUGGGCUAUGGGGGCUAGUUUUGAGCCACAAUAUGCGUGUAUUCGAACAUCACCGCAAAAGCAAUACUCACGCUUUCAAUCACAGACGAUACAUAUGAUGCAUAUGGUACGAUUGGCGAACUCGAACAAUAUACAGAUGCAAUUCAAAAAUGGAACACAAGGUGCCAUUCAUCAACUGCCAGAUUACAUGAAAUCUCUUUAUAAGAUUAUCUUGGAUGUUUACGAUGAACUUGAGAGUAACUUGCAAUCGAAAGAGAGAUCGUAUUGGGUAUCCUAUGCCAAGGAUACGGUGAAACAAUUAGUGAAAGCUUACGAUGUUGAAGUUGAGUGGUGCAACAAAAACUAUGUUCCAUCGUUUGAAGAGUACAUAGAAAAUGCAUUAAUCUCAAGUGGCUACCGCGCUGUUUCGGUCUUAUGCUUUGUUGGGAUGGAAGAAUUUGCAGGGAUGAAGGACGAGAAAAAAAGGAGCCAACAUGUUUCCACAAGUAUUGAGUGCUACAUGAAGCAAUACAAAAUCUUAUCGAAGGAGGAAGCAAUCAAAAGUCUUAAGAAGAAGAUUAAGGAUUUGUGGAAGGAUAUAAACAAGGAAUGUAUGGGGCCAACUGCCCUAUCGAGACCUCUAUUCAUCCCAUUCCUUAACCUUGCUCGUGUAAUGGAUGUUUUCUACAAGCAUAAAGAUGAGUACACAGAUUGUGUGAUCUUGAAAGGCUUCAUCAAGUCAUUGUUCAUCGAAGGCAUUCCAAUUGAAGAGUAG